UUCUUAAGUGAUUAUGCUUUGUUGUGGGAUCUCUUUGAGAUGCACCAGAGGCAGAUAUUGGCCAAUCUCCUCAGGAGCUGCUCAAAGAACUUGACACUCGAUAAGGGAUUAAAGUCUCAUGGAGCAGUUUUAAGAAUGGGAUUUGCGUGUGAUUUGAUGUUGAACAAUGAUCUUAUAAAUAUGUAUGGCAAAUGCGGUAAAAUAGGCUCCGCAUAUGAUGUGUUUGAAAAAAUGCCUGAGAGAAACGUGGUUUCUUGGACGGCCCUGAUGUGUGCCUACUUGCAGAAUGGGAAUGCCCAAAAAUGCUUAUCUGUUUUUUGCCAAAUGGGUGCUUCGGAUUCUAAGCCAAAUGAGUUUACUUUCUCCACAAGUCUCAAGGCAUCUGGGGCUCUUGGUAUUGUUGAGUAUGGGAUGCAGAUUCAUGGCCUAUGUGCUAAAUCUGGUUUUGAAACGGUCAUUGUGGUCGGAAAUUCUAUUGUUGACAUGUAUGCUAAAUGCGGGAGGAUCGCAGAAGCAACACUGAUGUUUGAGGCGAUGGCUGUUAAGAAUCUUAUUACGUGGAAUACGAUGAUUGCGGGAUACACGGUUGAAGAAAAUGGAAAAAGAGCUUUGCUCUUGUUUCGUGAAAUGCAAGAACAAGGGGAGGUCCCCGAUGAAUUCACGUUUACGAGUGCUCUAAAGGCCUGCUCUGGUCUUGGGGCCGUUCAGCAAGGAAGCCAAAUGCAUGCUUUCAUAAUCACAAGGGGCUUCACAUAUGAUGCCCAGACCAUGGUUGCAGGUGCUCUUGUUGAUCUGUAUGUCAAAUGUAGACGCUUAUUUGAGGCUCGGAGAGUGUUUGAGCAAAUCAAGCAGAAGAAUAUAAUAUCUUGGAGUUCACUGAUUCUUGGUUUUGCUCAAGAAGGCGAUUUAGAGGAGGCCAUGAACUUGUUCAAGCGGCUAAGAGUAAACGCACGCCAUAAAUUAGAUGGGUUUGUUCUCUCAAGCCUGAUUGGCGUGUUUGCCGAUUUUGCACUCGUCGGUCAAGGUAAGCAAAUACAUGCUCUCUCCACCAAAAUCCCGUCUGGUUUAGAUAUAUCAGUAGCCAAUUCAAUCUUGGAUAUGUAUCUCAAGUGUGGAGAUCCAGAUGAAUCGGAAAGACUAUUCAAUGAAAUGCCGGCCAAAAAUGUUAUUUCUUGGACAGUCAUGAUCACGGGCUACGGGAAGCAUGGUUUGGGAGGAGAAGCUGUACGCCUUUUUAACAAAAUGAGAUCAGACAAUAUAGAACCUGAUAGUGUGGCUUACUUGGCCGUGCUGUCAGCCUGUAGCCACUCUAGACUAAUCAAAGAAGGCCAGGAAAUAUUUUCAAGAUUGUGCAAUGACCGCCGACUUAAACCAAAGGUAGAGCAUUAUGCGUGUAUGGUAGAUCUCCUUGGCCGUGCUGGACGACUAGAAGAAGCAAAGAAUCUUAUCAUGAACAUGCCACUAAAACCAAACAUCGAGAUAUGGCAAACAUUGUUGAGUGCCUGCAGAAUACAUGGAGGCAUAGAAUUAGCGCGAGAGGUGGGAGAGAUAAUUCUGAGAUUGGAUGGGGAUAACACUGUCAACUAUGUGCUGUUGUCGAACAUCUUUGCCGAUGCAGGGAACUGGAAAGAGGGUGAGAGAUUAAGAAAACUGGUGAAGAUUAAGGGGUUAAAGAAAGAGGCGGGUCGUAGUUGGGUAGAAGUUGACAAAGAAGUCCACUUUUUCUACAAUGGAGACGAUUCUCACCCACUCACAGAGAAAAUUCAUGAAGUCCUCAAGGAAAUGGAGAAAAGGAUGAAAGCGGAGAUGGGUUAUGUCCCUGGACUACGGUUUGCAUUGCAUGAUGUGGAAGAUGAGUCGAAGGCGGAGAGCUUGAGAGUUCACAGCGAGAAGCUGGCAAUCGGAUUAGCACUGGUUCAUGGUAGGCUUGAGGAGAAGAAAAUAAUUCGUAUUUUCAAGAACUUGAGAGUAUGUGGGGAUUGUCAUUUGUUCAUUAAGGGCUUGUCUAAGGUUUUGAAGGUGGUGUUCUUGGUUAGAGAUGCAAACAGGUUUCACAAAUUCGAAGAUGGAUUGUGCUCCUGUGGAGACUUUUGGUGAUUCCAAACGUUUUGUUCCUUUCCUUUGUAUGCACAGCCUUUGUACUAAGAAAGCACUCAAUCAAAUGAUAAGUAGU
This is a messenger RNA of Morus notabilis, 2173 nucleotides long. Its product is annotated as putative pentatricopeptide repeat-containing protein At3g15130. Gene Ontology annotation, molecular function: zinc ion binding; RNA binding; protein binding. Bases 40 to 2097 code for a protein of 685 amino acids. Gene Ontology annotation, biological process: RNA modification. The record is from RefSeq and is a predicted model, not a curated record. The transcript has a single exon. NCBI's taxonomy places the organism in Eukaryota, Viridiplantae, Streptophyta, Magnoliopsida, Rosales, Moraceae.